Theobroma umbraticum is the source of this 1525-nucleotide messenger RNA. RefSeq names its product UDP-glycosyltransferase 74F2-like. Gene Ontology annotation, molecular function: quercetin 3-O-glucosyltransferase activity; quercetin 7-O-glucosyltransferase activity. Lineage: Eukaryota; Viridiplantae; Streptophyta; Magnoliopsida; Malvales; Malvaceae. The record is from RefSeq and is a predicted model, not a curated record.
AUUAUAAAUUAGAGCUUACCCCAACGUGGUUGGAGAUCACAAAUUGGAGAGAAAGCUAAGGGAAAGAAAUGGAGAAGAAGGCUUAUAGGGCCCAUGUUUUGGCACUUCCUUAUCCAAGCCAAGGUCAUGUCAACCCGAUGCUCCAAUUCUCAAAGCGCUUGACCUCUAAAGGAAUCAAGGCAACCUAUGCCACCACCGUCUUCCUCUCCCACACCAUGAAGCCUGAAUCAUUAGGCUCCGUGGAAUUCGACACAAUAUCCGACGGCUGUGACCAAGGAGGCUUCUCGGAAGCGGAGAGCAUCCAUGACUACCUCAAACGGCUAGAAGCUGCUGGAUCAAAAACCCUAGCUGAGCUCAUCAUCAAAUACAAGAACUCACCACACCCUUUUGAUUGCGUAAUGUAUGAUUCUUUCCUUCCGUGGGCUCUGGAUGUAGCCAAGCAAUUCGGUUUAGUGGGAGCAGCGUUUUUUACCCAGGCAUGCGCUGUCAAUUACAUAUACUAUUAUGCUCAUCAUGGAUUAUUGAGUCUGCCGGUUUCUUCAGAGCCUGUCUCCAUCCCUGGAUUGCCAUUGCUUCAGCUUCGAGAUAUGCCGUCCUUCAUUUACGUGGCGGGCUCAUAUCCAUUUUACUUCCAGAUGGUGUUGAGUCAGUUUUCUAAUUCCUACAAAGCCGAUUUCGUUCUUGUUAAUACCUUCUACAACUUGGAGCAUGAGGCCGUGGAUUCCAUGUCGAAAGUGAGUCCAUUGUUGACAAUCGGCCCAACGAUUCCAUCCAUGUACUUGGACAAAAGAGUGGAGAAUGACGAGGAUUAUGAUCUUAAUCUAUUCAAAUUAGACUCCUCCAGCAGCACCGAGUGGCUAAGCACCAAGCCACCAGGAUCUGUUGUUUAUGUGUCAUUUGGCAGCAUGGCUAACCUAAGCGUCAAACAAAUGGAGGAACUUGCCUGGGGCAUAAAGCAAAGCAAUUUCUAUUUUCUUUGGGUGGUGAGAUCAUCCGAGGAAGCGAAAAUCCCAAACAAGUUCGUACAAGAGAUGGGGGAUAAGGGCGUAAUCGCCAACUGGAUCCCUCAAAUGCAAGUGCUAGCGAGUAAGUCCGUGGGUUGCUUUUUCACGCAUUGCGGGUGGAACUCAACCAUCGAGGCUUUGUGCUUGGGAGUCCCAAUGGUGGCAAUGCCGCAAUGGACUGACCAAACCACGGAUGCCAAGUUUGUUGAGGAUGUUUGGAAGGUUGGGGUCAGAGUUGAGGUUGAUGAGAAUGGGAUCGUGAACAGAGAUGAAAUUGAGUCUUGCAUAAGACAAGUAAUGGAAGGGGAAACAGGGAAAGUAAUGAAAGAAAACGCUAAAAAAUGGAAACAAUUAGCUAUUGAGGCAGUCAGUGAAGGAGGAAGUUCAGACAAGAACAUCAAUGAAUUUGUUUCUAAAUUGACAAGAACGUAGAGCUGAUUCUAUUUUCUUAUUAAAAGAAACUGUGAUACAUAUUAAUGUCGUUGAUCUUUAUAGUAUUUAAUUAUUUUUGUCCUUUCUAA